AUGUCCGCGAAGCAACAGAGACCUUCCGUCCUAGUCACGGAUGCAAGAGAGAGGGCGGACCAGCGACGAUCGCCACGGCGCCCUGGGACUUCGUCUGGUGCCCCUGGGCGGACGCCGAUGCGAUUCAUGACGGUUGACAACAUUCUCCAGCACGACUCCCAGAUUCCUUCGGGCCAGCCUCGAGGGCCGCCGAUGCCAACACAGAGGCCGCAUACUUCUGGCGGCCUUCCUUCGGGCAAUCGACGCAUCACGGCCGGCGGCCUGCCAAACAUCCCAUCUCGCACCGGCAAGCCGAUCCCCUCGCGAACUACCAAAAUCAGCGAAAAGCUUGUGCUGCUGCCCGUCACCGAUGAACAGAAUGAAGAAGACGAGGAAUUCGAGGGAGAGGCGGCGAUCAACUUGAGCUUACAGGAUGAGGCCCAUCGGCCGUUGAGAGACGAGGAGCUGGAUGUGCUCCGGAAAAGGGGCGGUAUCCGUGGCAAGAGUUAUGCAGAACGGCUACCCAAAGUGCAGAGGACGGACAAAGUCAGUCGGCUGACGGCAUACUGCACUGCGCAAGCGUUCAAGACGAAAGAGACGGCGGAGUUUUUGAGGAAGAAACACGAGGCCAAGACCAAGCUCUACGAUGACUGUCUUUAUGCCAUAUACGCCCUCCCGCUGAUGAACGGGAUUGAAGGCUACAGAGUACGCAGUCGACCAAUACUGAAGACGCCCGGGACAGGAAAAACUGUGCUGGACUUGGAAAUCGAGCGUAGCGAACAGCGAGAUCACCACGAGGGUUAUUUUGACCACGACGCUUUUACUUCUGCUUCCGAAGACUCCAGCAAUGGCCAGAGACGGCCUUCUGCGUUUGCCGAUCCUUCUUCACCGCCAGACGAUGGUCUUUUGUCACCACAAGGCUCAUACCCUCCCAUCGACGACGGCAUUGCCUCCCAUAUGAGCCGCCUCGCGCCUGAUGCAAAGAACUUUGCAGAGAUGUUCGUCUUCUCGUACGGAGUGGUUGUGUUUUGGAAUUUUACGGAGCACCAAGAAAAGGACAUUCUGGCGGAUCUCACUUUUGCCGAUGCCGAGGACGGCGUCAACCUGCUUUCACGACCCUUGGACCAGGGCGAUUAUGAGACGGAAGAAUUCCAUUUCGAAUAUAGUCCCAAUGUGCAGCGGCCGCGAAUCUUCAACGACAUGAUUACGUUGCUGCCCCGAUCGGAUCAUAUGAUCAAGCUGACUAUUAGCCAUGCGAUUGCGCAGAGUACCAAGCUGUGCUUUUUCGAGGAGAGGAUGGGCGAGACGAUGCUUGAUGCGCAGCACGUCCCCAAGACACUGGCUUUGACAGGAGAGCUGGGCAUGACGAGGACGGAAAUCGUCAAGAUCAUGGGUCGGCUGUUCAAGAGCCGUGUGGAUAUUAAUCUUUCAUCAAAUAUCCUCGACGUGCCUAAUUUCUUUUGGGAUUCUGAGCCUACUCUGCAUCCAUUGUACGAAGCCAUCCGCGAGUACCUGGAAAUCGACCUUCGUAUCAAAGUCCUCAACGAGCGCUGCCGCGUGUUUUUGGAUCUCGCAGAGAUUCUCUCCGACUCGGACGCCGAUGCCAAGAUGAGCUACAUCACAUGGAUCGUCAUAGCUCUGAUUGUCCUGAGCAUCCUCGUCACCGUUACUGAAGUGGGCCUUCGCUUCGCCAUGCUCGAGAAGAGCAAACGCAAUGACGAAGAAGGCGGGAACAACGGCACCAGGUGCUCUGGAUCUGACGUGACGUGGAGCACCCAAGGCAACCCUGCCAUGCUGUCGAUGCCGGUUGACGGGACAAAAUAUGCGGCCCUGGGCUCGAGCGAUCUUGAGGUGUUGGCCCGCGCUCUAGGCUUGGAGGACCAGGCCUCGUUUGAGGAUGUAAGGCGCGGCAUUUGGCAUCUGAGGCAUGGCAGCGGCUCGGGAUUGCGGUACGACGGCCAGAUGGAGGACGUGGAUUGA
Messenger RNA from Trichoderma aggressivum f. europaeum, 1959 nucleotides. RefSeq lists its product as uncharacterized. The transcript has 3 exons. The record is from RefSeq and is a predicted model, not a curated record. NCBI's taxonomy places the organism in Eukaryota, Fungi, Ascomycota, Sordariomycetes, Hypocreales, Hypocreaceae. Bases 1 to 1959 code for a protein of 652 amino acids.